AUGUCUGUCGAUUUUAACACCGUUGCUUCCGAAUUCUGUAACUUCUACUACCAACAAUUCGACUCUGACAGAACCCAAUUGGGUAACCUUUACAGAGAUCAAUCCAUGUUGACUUUUGAAACCUCUCAAUUGCAAGGGGCCAAGGACAUUGUUGAAAAGCUUGUUUCCUUGCCAUUUGCCAAGGUUGCCCACAGAAUCUCCACUUUGGACGCCCAACCAGGCUCUCCAAACGGAGACAUCUUGGUGAUGGUUACUGGUGAAUUGGUCAUUGAUGAUGAACAAAAUGCUCAACGUUACUCUCAAGUUUUCCACUUGAUUCCUGAUGGAAACUCUUACUACGUGUUCAACGAUAUUUUCAGAUUGAACUACUCUUAG
Molecule: messenger RNA, 375 nt
Organism: [Candida] anglica
Lineage: Eukaryota; Fungi; Ascomycota; Pichiomycetes; Serinales; Debaryomycetaceae
Source: the annotation of a GenBank genome assembly